Molecule: messenger RNA, 1280 nt
Organism: Cokeromyces recurvatus
Lineage: Eukaryota; Fungi; Mucoromycota; Mucoromycetes; Mucorales; Mucoraceae
Exons: 8
Coding region: 93-1280 (395 amino acids)
Biological process (GO): translational initiation
Cellular component (GO): eukaryotic translation initiation factor 2B complex
Molecular function (GO): translation initiation factor activity; guanyl-nucleotide exchange factor activity
Source: RefSeq, a predicted model, not a curated record
AGCUGUAAAGAGGAAUAAUAAUAAUUUGCAGCUUUACUUUAUACAUAAUGCAGAAAAAUAGUUUUAAUUUUUUCCUUUCAGUGUAUACAUAAAUGAGUAUUCCUAGAGCCCUUGAUAUACAAAUAGAAAAUUUUAUCCAAAAGCUUAAAAGAAGGCAAAUUGUUGGCUCAUUCUUUGUCGCAAGAGAAACAGCCUUCAUUCUUCGUCAAGUUGUUUCUAUUUCACGUUGGCGCGAUGCUCAUGUUCUUAUUGAUAUUGUAACACAAGUUGGCACUCGUUUGUCUGCUGCUCAACCUAACGAACUUGCUAUUGGAAACAUUGUGAAGCGUGUAUUAAAAGUCAUUCGAGAAGUUUCAAGAGGCGAAUUAGACUCAAAUGACAAUCGAGAAGAGAAAACAACUUUAUCAACUGACAUGGACGACGAAGACGAUACAGCCUCAGACGAAGAAAUAAGCCCCUCAACCGCUCCUCGACCUGAACUUUCAACACAAACAUCCAUGUUUCGAUUACUAGCUGACAUGUCUACUUUAACUACUAAAGAACAAAAGAGACUUGAGAAUGAAAAGAGAAUUAGAGAUACAUAUCAUUUAAAACCUUUGAUCAUUCAAGAAAUUACUGAUGAAAUUAUUGCAGAUUUAGAUACAAAGGAUACAGCUUCAAUUUAUAAGGGGAUCGCUGAUCAAGCAUUAGAUUUCAUUCAUGCAAAUGAAGUGAUCAUGACCAUUGGUAUUUCGAGAACAGUGCAAGAAUUCUUAGUAAGAGCUGCACAAAAGCGUAAAUUUCAAGUAAUUGUGGCUGAAACCGCACCAACAUAUCAAGGUCAUGAAAUGGCUCUUUCAUUAUCAAAAGCAGGUAUUGACACUACAGUGAUUGCUGACUCUGCAAUUUUUGCAGCUAUGCCUCGUGUCAAUAAAGUUGUGUUAGGUGCUCAUGCAGUAUUGGCUAAUGGAGCUCUUGUAUCAGUUUCAGGUUCACAUCUAUUAGCAGCAGCAGCAAAGCAUCAUUCAACACCUGUCUUAGUCUGCACUGCGUUAUAUAAAUUAUCACCUCUGUUUGCAUAUGUUGCAGACGCAUUUAAUGUUACGGUAUCUCCUCAAAAUGUGAUGAGUUUCCAGGAAGGAUCAAUCAUUGAUGAUAUUACGAUUAGCAAUCCAUAUUAUGACUAUGUAGGACCUGAUUAUGUCAGUUUAUUUAUUCAUAAUCUUGGUUCUGCACCUCCUACUUAUGUAUACAGACUUAUUAAUGAUAACUAUGAUCCUGAAGAUUCUACUCUUUUAUAA